GAUAAAUAGCAACUACGAGCGAUUGAGGUGCGAUAUUUGGUUAAGCCAGAGCAACAGUCGUCCUGACCCAAAGCUGGACCCAAAGGAACCUCCACCUAAAGCCUGUGAUUCAAAUAGCAGUGACCGACACGUACCUGCAAUCACGAUGGAAGCAGCGGGGAACGCGCAGCCGAUUGCGAGGCCCACACCGUGGUGGGAGUCCAUCUUCGGCGCGGGCGACGACAAGACCUACGUCUCGCCCCAUGCGCGAAACAAGAUUGUAUUGAAGUUAUCAAAAAUUGGGGAGGCCAAGUGCCAGCCACAGAUUGAGGCGUUCAACCAGUGCUGUCGGGGGAAGAAUUUUGCGCAGCUGAUGUGCAAGGGGAAAUACGACGCCUCGCAGGAGUGCAUGCACCGAUACAUGAAUGACGACAACGCUGAGCUGGUGGCCAAGCGCUGGGUGGAGCUGGGGCGGCCGCACAAGCCGGACUGGUCGGUGCUGCUGGCGGGCAUUGAGGAGGCGGGCGACCGGAAAGGCGCCGAGGCGGCCGCAAAGGCAUCAGCGGCAUGAGCCGAGCAGUAGCACUGUAGCGGUGACUGUGAGGUUAGGGUGAGGGUGUGUGAGGCUCGUUGUGUCUUUGGCCGCGUGCAGGUGUGAGUGCUUGCGAAUGAGCAAGAAGAAGAGUGGCCUGGAGGCUGGAGAGGCCCCCAUCUAGGGGUAGUGUGCAGGAGACGUGGUUGACAAACAGCGAAGCGUCUACUUCGUAAAGUGUGGGCUUGAUGACAACAGGACUGGGCGCAGUUGGUUUACGAGCCCUAAGGACCCAAGUGAUUGAGGAUUGGAGUUGGCGCAAGGCUAGGGCCUCGAGGCCGGUGCGGGCGGACAGGGGGUGACACUGUGACAGGGUGAGUACGUGAGGCUGACGGCUGAAUUGCGGAUGCCCAGGUUCCAUCUGAUCGACAUGGGACACACGCGAGUGUGUGGCUGUGUGCCCAAUGGGGUGUGGGGUGCUUUGCAGCAGUGCAGCUUGUGCGGGGUGUGGUAAAGCAGUGAAGCUGUAGCAGGAACGCCAGUAGAAGGACGUGAUGACUAGUCAGUGACUGCUUGCGGAGUGAUUGCGGAGUUGUGUAGGGUUUACCCGCAACAAUAGCACAGGAGAAGUGCCUUGUUGACCGCACGGUGCACGUUCAUGUGCCGCGAAAUUGCAGGAUGGUGCAUAGCAGUGCCUGAGCGCGCGAGGCAAGCAGGCGAUUAGGAUGUGCAGGUCAUACUAGGUUGGACGGGCAGAUGGGCGUUAUCUGCCUGGUGCACGGUGGUGCCGCUGAUGCAUCACAGCCAACCGGCGCACUGCGCGCCUUCCCUGGUGCGCACUGGCCGUGGGGUCCUGCUAGGACUUCAUUGUUAACAGCGUAGAACCAAAUACAGCCUUGGCAAGUGCCACACGCAUAUCUCCGUAUACCGUAACCAC
Molecule: messenger RNA, 1448 nt
Organism: Chlamydomonas reinhardtii
Lineage: Eukaryota; Viridiplantae; Chlorophyta; Chlorophyceae; Chlamydomonadales; Chlamydomonadaceae
Exons: 3
Coding region: 146-550 (134 amino acids)
Source: RefSeq, a predicted model, not a curated record